Messenger RNA from Magallana angulata, 677 nucleotides. RefSeq lists its product as uncharacterized. The record is from RefSeq and is a predicted model, not a curated record. NCBI's taxonomy places the organism in Eukaryota, Metazoa, Mollusca, Bivalvia, Ostreida, Ostreidae. The transcript is spliced from 6 exons. Bases 1 to 501 code for a protein of 166 amino acids.
AUGGGUGAUGGGGAUUACAAAAACAAUAAAUCUAUGGAGGAGAUGAUCGAGUUAAAGAUCCAGGAGAGGGCACUCAAGAAGGCCGAGCUGUUCCAAAGUCCAAAGAAAAAAUACAAAACAGGAGCAGAGCAAACAUGGACCUCUACAAAAAUUAGAGUUAACAGAAGAGUGAAAGUUUUAAUACUCAAUAAGUGUACCCAGGCAACUGAUCGAAGCCGUUUUAAAUUCUUGCUUCAAAAGAUUGGAGGUACAGAUGGUACUGACCACAUGAAGAAAGCAAUGUUAAGAACUAUGACAAACUCGUACAUGGCUGGUCUAAACAUGAAGGGAAAACGGGGAAAGAAAGCUUUUGGUUCCUCCCAACUCUACCUCCUUAUAAAAGAAACUGUAUUGACAUCUCAUACACAGUAUACAGAAUCAAAAUUCAAUGAAGAUUUGGCUAAAUUCCUAAAAUAUGCCCCGGAGCGUGUGGGAGGAGGUGGAAGAAGGAGAAGAGAUUGACUUUUUUUCACGUUCACUUGACCAGAACUAAUGAUUUUACUCUUUUUCAUCUUCUUAAACUAAUGUUUUUGUGAAAAGCUGGCUACAGAUGUGAGCUAGGUUAUCCAUCAGUGAUUUUAAGUGAUACUUUCAAUUUAUUUAACUGUUUCUCUCUUGAAUAAAUUGAUUAAUAAUAU